AUGAAGCGGAGUAUAGACCUGCGCUAUAUCGUGGACGACAAACAGCGUGAGGUGGUGUAUGCCAAGGGAAAGCUGAAGCUGAUGCGCAAGGCCAUGGAGCUGGCGGUCCUGUGCAACACGACCUGUGCCAUAGUCAUGUUUGACGGGGCGGGCAAGCUGACGCAGUUCAGCACCAGCGACAUGGACGCGAUCCUGGAGCAGUACGGCCAAGCAGUGCUGGAGCCGCACGAGCGCUACACGCCGCAUGAUCUGCUGUAUGGCAGCAUGCUAUACGCCAAUGGCUUCGGCGUCGGACCUGUCGCAGCCCCUGCUACCGUAGCACGCUCUGCGCAGGGACCGGCGGGUGCUGGGCCCAGCAGCAGCCCUGGCGAGAGCCCAUCUGGUGUGAGCGAGGCGAUUGGGACACAGCACCUGCUGGGACCCCUGGGGCUGUCAAUCGAUGCAGCGACCUUUCCUCCCGUCUCGCCACGCAGUGAGCAGGCCUACAGCGCCAUCGCCGGGGAGUUUGAAAAGAUGCUGGCUACUAUGCAGCAGCAGCAAAUGGAGCAGCAGCAGCACCUGCAGCAGCUGCACAGGCAGCAGCAGCGACAGCAGCGGCGUCAGCAGCACAAGGAGGAGCAGGCAGAGGAGCAGCUUGAGCAGAGAGAGCAGCUGCCAGAGGGCGAGGGUGACAUUGUCGGCCAGCACGAAGCUGUGGCGGGCCCACCGCCGCGGCCUGCAUCGGCAGCCACCCCCUCCAGCGGCAGCAUGCCCCCGCCUGCCGCACGGAAACCUUUGGCGCCAGCCCCAACUGGAGCAGAGCUUGCUGCUGUGGCUUUGUCGGGAGUGGCGGGAGCAGUUCCCUUGGCGGAGGCGGGUGUGCAUGCAGCGGCGGCGCCGGUGCCGGAUGACUUGCUGCUGGGCGUGUCGGCGAUGGCGACAGACAUAGCAGUUGAGCAGUCUGGCGGCGAAGAGCGCGCGCCUGUCAAGGCAGGACUGCAGGAUGAGGGGACAGCAGCGGCUUCCGAGGGCGUGCCUGCUGCCAGUGAGGCCAAGGAGGCCGCGCCAGCGCACGCUGUCGCGGAGGUGGCUGCUGUUGUUGAGGGCAGUGUUGAGAGGGCCAGCCGCCGCGGGCAGAAGCGGUCUCGAAAGCGCACCAGCGAAGCUGGCAACACUGGCGACGUCUGA
Monoraphidium neglectum is the source of this 1167-nucleotide messenger RNA. RefSeq names its product Myocyte-specific enhancer factor 2B. The transcript has 6 exons. Gene Ontology annotation, biological process: regulation of transcription by RNA polymerase II. Lineage: Eukaryota; Viridiplantae; Chlorophyta; Chlorophyceae; Sphaeropleales; Selenastraceae. The coding region runs from base 1 to 1167 and encodes 388 amino acids. The record is from RefSeq and is a predicted model, not a curated record. Gene Ontology annotation, molecular function: RNA polymerase II cis-regulatory region sequence-specific DNA binding; DNA-binding transcription factor activity, RNA polymerase II-specific; protein dimerization activity.